CAGAAAUUUUUUGUACUCCUAAUUGAAGCUGCCGAUCGAGCAAGCAAGCUUCCAUCCCAGCGCCGCCGCCACCUGCUGACUGGUGCGUGCGUCCGUCCACGGUGGCAUGCGGCGGCGAUCGUCGGUCUCCGUCGUUCAUGCCGUUCUCCUUCUCCUCGUCGCGGCGGCCGCGCUGCCGAUCGCCGCCGCGCAGCCGUGGCAGUUGUGCGGCCGCGGCGGCGGCGGAGGCGGCGGCACCUACGCGGUGAACAGCACCUACGACGCCAACCUCCAGGGCCUCAUCAGCGACCUCCAGCUGAACGCCUCCACCUCGCCCACCCUCUUCGCCUCCGGCGCCCUCGGCUCCGCCCCGGACACCGUCUACGGCAUCAUCCUCUGCCGCGGCGACGUGAGCUCCUCCGACUGCUACGACUGCGGCACCAGGGCCGGCCAGGACGUCGGCCAGGUCUGCAACCGCACCAGGGACGCCAUCCUCGUCUACAACCAGUGCUACGCCCGCUUCUCCGACAAGGACUUCCUCGCCGCCACCAACAACUCUGGCCAGGUGCCGCUCAUGAACGCCGCCAACAUCACCAGCGCCGACGUCGCCGGCUACGACCGCGCCGUCGCAGGCCUCCUCAACGCCACCCUGCUGUACGCGGUGGAGAACACGACGAGGCUGUUCGCCACGGGGCAGCGGGUGGGGGCCGACCCGGGGUUCCCUAACAUCUACUCGGCGGCGCAGUGCACGCCGGACCUGUCGCCGGCGGUGUGCCGGAGCUGCCUCGACGACCUGGUGGCCGCGUGGUGGAAGACGUUCCCGCUGAACACGCUGGGCGCGAGGAUCGUCGGCACGAGGUGCAACUUGAGGGCCGAGGUAACCCAGGACAAGUUCUACACCGGCGCCCCAAUGCUGAAGCUGUGGGCGGACGGCCUCUCGCCGCCGGCGACGUCGCCGGAUGCUGUGCCGGGCACUACGGGAGGCAAGAAAAAGUCAGUAAAAACAAUUCUGGAAAUUGUCUUGCCGAUAGUGGCAGCUGCAAUCUUAGUUGCAAUUUCCCUGUGUUUGUGGAACAUGCGUAAGAAGAGAAGAUGGCGAAAAGCAGAUCAUUUAACCGGAGCUGACGCAGCUGAGGAUUUUGAAAGUGUCAAGUCAACCUUGUUAUCUCUGGCGUCAUUGCAAGUGGCAACUGAUAAUUUCAACGAAAGCAUGAAACUCGGUGAAGGGGGGUUCGGUGCAGUUUAUAAGGGACUACUUACCGGACAAGAAGUGGCAGUGAAAAGGCUAGCGAAGGGUUCGAACCAAGGGCUAGAAGAGGUGAAAAACGAGCUAGUUUUGGCGGCCAAACUUCACCACAAGAAUCUUGUGCGGCUUGUGGGUUUUUGCCUGGAAGAAGGAGAGAGGAUGCUUGUCUACGAAUACAUGCCAAACAAAAGCCUCGACACCUUUCUCUUUGAUGAAGAGAAAAGGAAAGGGCUAGAUUGGACUACACGAUUCAGGAUCAUCGAAGGCAUUGCUAGGGGGUUGCAGUAUCUUCACCAGGACUCGCAGAAGAGGAUCGUCCACCGUGACAUGAAGGCAAGCAACAUCUUGUUGGACGCAGACAUGAACCCUAAGAUCGGCGACUUCGGGCUCGCUAGGCUCUUUGGGCAAGACCAGACUCGAGAGGUCACGAACCGUAUCGUCGGAACAUUUGGCUACAUGUCUCCGGAGUACGUGAUGCACGGACAGUAUUCCACGAAAUCAGAUGUGUUCAGCUUUGGCAUUCUCAUCAUAGAGAUCGUGACCGGCCGGAGAAGGAGCAAUGGGCCCUAUUUCUAUGAGCAAAAUGAAGAUAUAAUAAACAUAGUAUGGAGGCACUGGUCAGAGGGAAACAUCGUGGAGAUGAUAGACAACUCCUUGGGAAGAAACUACAGUGAGGAUGAGGUGCUGAAGUGCAUCAACAUCGGCCUGCUCUGCGUCCAGCAGAACCCGGUUGAUCGCCCUACGAUGGCGGAUGUCAUGGUUUUGCUGAACAGCGACGCCACCAGCACCCUGCCGGCCCUCGUGGUUCAUAGGCCAGCGUCGUCCUCCGACGGGAGCUCUGGCUACUCCCAGACCGUGACGCAAUUGUCUCCCAGGUAGCAGAGGCAGAGGCUAAAGCAGAGCUGGCCGGCGUCGCUAGUGCAGUUGGCUUGCUGCUUGUCUUUUGUUUCGUGUUGAAAUUGUGUGGGUAUAUAUUGCCAUAUUUUGGCUGUAUUCUUUUGCAAAGGAUUAUUUGGCGGCAUUCACGCGCAUGUUUUCCAAGCUGGUAAAAAAGUACAUUCUUUUGCAAAAAUUAUAUAUAAAAAAG
Oryza brachyantha (malo sina) is the source of this 2312-nucleotide messenger RNA. RefSeq names its product cysteine-rich receptor-like protein kinase 6. Gene Ontology annotation, biological process: protein phosphorylation. The transcript is spliced from 7 exons. NCBI's taxonomy places the organism in Eukaryota, Viridiplantae, Streptophyta, Magnoliopsida, Poales, Poaceae. The coding region runs from base 107 to 2104 and encodes 665 amino acids. The record is from RefSeq and is a predicted model, not a curated record. Gene Ontology annotation, molecular function: protein kinase activity; ATP binding.